UCCAACAGACAGUUCUCCGGCUUUUACUUCCAGCCCAGUGGCAGCGCUUCCUCCUCUGCCGCUUCACCACCGUCCUCCUCAGGCCCCGCCCCGUAGACGCUGGUUGCAGGAAAACUCGGAAACUGGAGAGCAUCUGAGGAGUCGCUCUGGGCGGCGCAGUGCGCAGGCGCGAGCGGCUGGGCUCCCGACGCGCGCGGCGCUCGCUUGAAGCGGUAGCGCGUUCCUGGGUGAGGAGACCCAAAACCGAGUGACCGAGGCCGCCUCUGCCGCCAUGGCCGCCUUGCGCUACGCGGGCCUGGACGACACGGACAGCGAGGACGAGCUGCCCCCGGGCUGGGAGCAGAGAACCACCAAGGACGGCUGGGUUUACUAUGCCAAUCACACUGAGGAGAAGACCCAGUGGGAACAUCCAAAAACCGGAAAAAGAAAACGAAUAGCAGGAGAUUUGCCAUAUGGAUGGGAACAAGAAACUGAUGAGAAUGGACAAGUGUUUUUUGUCGACCAUAUAAAUAAAAGAACUACCUAUUUGGACCCAAGAUUGGCAUUUACUGUGGAUGAUAACCCUACAAAGCCCACCACCAGACAGAGAUACGACGGCAGCACCACCGCCAUGGAAAUACUGCAAGGCCGGGAUUUCUCUGGCAAAGUGGUGGUAGUUACCGGAGCUAAUUCAGGAAUAGGGUUUGAAACUGCCAAGUCUUUCGCCCUCCAUGGUGCACACGUGAUCCUGGCCUGCAGGAACAUGGCAAGGGCCAAUGAAGCUGUGUCACGCAUUUUAGAAGAAUGGCACAAAGCCAAGGUAGAAGCAAUGACCCUGGACCUCGCUCUGCUUCGUAGCGUGCAGCAUUUCGCUGAAGCAUUCAAGGCCAAGAAUGUGUCUCUUCAUGUGCUUGUGUGCAAUGCUGCAGCUUUUGCUCUGCCGUGGAGCCUCACGAAGGAUGGCCUGGAGACCACCUUCCAGGUGAAUCACCUGGGGCACUUCUACCUUGUCCAGCUCCUCCAGGAUGUGCUCUGCCGCUCAGCCCCGGCCCGUGUUGUGGUGGUCUCCUCGGAAUCCCAUAGGUUUACUGAUAUUAAUGAUUCCUCUGGGAAACUGGACUUGAGCCGCCUUUCUCCCACUAAGAACGAGUACUGGGCCAUGCUGGCUUACAACAGGUCCAAACUCUGCAACAUCCUAUUCUCCAGCGAGCUGCACCGCCGCCUCUCGCCGCGUGGGGUCACGAGCAAUGCCUUGCACCCAGGAAACAUGAUGUACUCCUCCAUCCAUCGCAACUGGUGGCCCUACACACUGCUCUUCACCUUGGCCCGGCCAUUCACCAAAUCCAUGCAACAGGGAGCCGCCACCACCGUCUACUGCGCUGCCGCUCCGGAACUCGAGGGCCUGGGAGGCAUGUAUUUCAACAACUGCUGCCGCUGCAACCCUUCCGCCGAAGCCCAGAACGAAGACACGGCGCGGGCCCUGUGGGCGCUCAGCGAGAGGCUGGUCCAGGAGCGAUUAGACAGCCAGACCACCUAAGGGGUGGCCGCAGCGAAGAGAGAUGGGCACAUCCCCACCGCCAACCCUAUGCACCCAUGGGCUUAAUUGCCAGCCUAGACCCCUUCCGACCUGUAACCUGGGCGGGGACAUGAGGUCCGUGUCCCUCCCAUCAAUCCGCCACAGUAGAAGAAAUAGAGUAGUUGCAAUAGCGUGAAAAAUAUUAGGUACCAAGGGGAAGUGCAGAGUGCAGGUGUGACAGGACAAUCUCUUUGCUGGGGGCGAUGUAGGCUUGGAUCCCUUUGCUUCCAUAGUGGUGGUCUGUUGACAGUGAAUUUUCACUUGGCCUGUGGAUUUCUUGUGUCCCUGCAGAAGCACAAAUGGUUCUCGGUCCCCGUUCAGGAUAGCCGGUGUCCCCCAUCCCACUCGGUUACCACCCCACCACCACCACAGCCUGUCCGCAGCCAGGAGCUGGCUUUCUCCUAUUUAGGACAGAAAAAUCAAGUGUUCAUCCUUCUUGGUUACAUGGAUCUAAGAAAGCCCUGUUUCACUCAUCCUCACCAGGUGUGAGUGGGCUGGAAAGCUCCCUGGGAGAAUUCUACACCUUGGAGGUGGCACUUGGCAAUGGGUGGCACAGAGGUAGUGGGUCGCAAACACAUGGGUCCAUGGGCUCCCUUGCCAAAGCUAUACAAAAAAUUCUUUAGAGAUUAUAACAAACACAUUUUGCAAAUCAUUCCCUAGAUACCUUGACAGGUGGCAAAGGAAGCUCUGCGUCCUUAAGAAUAAGCAGGAUCUUUGGAGGGAGGGGCAAAGUCAUUCUCUCGUUCUUCAGACAGUUUCUAGAAGCUUCCCCACACUAGUCAAGGCCUCUUAGUCCCGCUUCAGUGUUCUGCUUAGCCUUCCUCUUAUCCGCCCAUCUUAAGCUUAAUAAAAGAACAUGCUUGAGUAUUGUCACCUGAAGUCUAUAUUGUUUCUUUCAAUGUUUGUUUCAGUUUUGGUUUUUUGUUGUGUGUGUGUGCAUUUUUUUUUUUUUUUUAGAAAAGAAAUCUAGAGAAAAAAAUAAAGCGCUUCUUGUCGACGCCAGGAAAACACCAUUGUUGUUUCUUCUCUGAGUAUGUUUUGUUCUUGUGCUUUGUGGCUGUCUGUGGGCCGAGCUGUCUCACGCGAUGAGCAUGCCAGCUUCGUA
Condylura cristata (star-nosed mole) is the source of this 2660-nucleotide messenger RNA. RefSeq names its product WW domain containing oxidoreductase (gene WWOX). The coding region runs from base 272 to 1516 and encodes 414 amino acids. Lineage: Eukaryota; Metazoa; Chordata; Mammalia; Eulipotyphla; Talpidae. The record is from RefSeq and is a predicted model, not a curated record. The transcript has 9 exons. Gene Ontology annotation, molecular function: protein binding.